GGCGGGCGCCGCUCGGUUCGGUUCGGCCCCGCUCGGUUCGGCCCCGCUCGGUUCGGCCCCGCUCCCGGGCCGUCAUUGGCGGCCCCGCGGCGCUGGGAGCGGGGCGGGGAGGCGGGAGCGGCCCCCGCAGAGCCGCCGGCCCGGCCAUGUGCCGACAGGGGUGGCUGCUGCCGGCUGCCUGCUCCGCGCCCGCCGCUGCCGCCCGCCUCCUCAGCCUCCUUCCUGCCGCUUAUUUUUAAUAUAUUUUUUUAAAAUCGUUAUUUCAUUUUUAAGAUUAAAAAAAAAAAAAACAAAACACCAAAAAAAACCAAACCACGUUUAUUUUGGUAUUGAUGCUCUCCGAGCGGGAGACUUCGGGAGACGCGGUCCUCACCUGAGCGAGCCGGCCCCAUUCCCCCGUGUGAAGGCUGUUAAUGGAGAAGAGGGCGGAUGACAGCCGGGACCGUGGUCAUCACAGGUGGAAUAUUAGCGACUGUCAUCUUACUCUGUAUCAUCGCCGUCCUCUGCUACUGUAGGCUCCAGUACUACUGCUGCAAGAAGGAUGAAUCCGAGGAGGACGAGGAGGAGCCCGACUUCGCCGUGCACUCGCACAUCCCUCCGCUGCACUGCAACCGCAACGUAGUGCUGACCAACGGCCCCUCGCUCUACUCCUCAUCCCCCUUCGCCAAAAAACCAGCCCAGAGCCGGCCCAGCUGCCCCAGCUGUGCUCCCUACGAGCCCCCCACCUCCUUCCUCCAAGAGCCCCCUACCUCCUUCCUCCAGGAGCCCCCCACCUCCUUCCUCCAAGAGCCCCCCACCUCCUUCCUCCAGGAGCCCCCCACCUCCUUCCUGCAGGAGCCCCCCACCUUUUUCCUGCAGGAGCCCCCCGAGGAGCUGCACAACGGGGGUGACAGGGUGAGCUACAAGACGGUGAGCCAGGAGGAUCUGGCGCUGCCCGUGUCCAACCUGCAGGCGCUCAACCCCAACCGGCUCUCGGCCAUGCGGGAGGCGUUCUCCCGCAGCCGCAGCAUCAGCACCGAUGUGUGAGGUGCAGCCGGGCCGCCCAGCCCCGGGGGAUUUGGACAGCGGGGAGGACCGGUUGGAAUUGCUGGAGGAGUUUUGAAUAGGGAAAAAAACAAAAACAAAACAAAAAAAAAAAAAAAAAAAAAAAAAGAAGUGAAUGUAUUUCGACGGGCUGGUGGUAUAAAGGGGGAGCAGAGCAACCCCAAGUGAGGAGUGUGGGGGUGCAGCUGGAACAAGAGGUUUCCCAGCUCUGUGUUGCUUGCUUUUUUCUUUUAUAAAGAGGAUUUUGAUAUUGAGCAUCCUUUUCUACAGAGGAGUUGCCCCCUCCUCAGCACUGGGCCAGGGGGUGAUGAGCAAAUGAUGGGGCUCACGGGUGGCUGCAAACAGCUCGUGCUGCAGGUCAGCAGCAGCUGCUGGCAUGACCUGGGGGCCCCAGGAUACACUCAGCCACCCCAAAAUGUCCUCGAGCAAAGCAAGGCUGUCACCGGCCACCCUCCUGCCAGCCUGUGCUGUGCUGCUCCCUGCUGCAGCCGUGCGGGUGGCUGUGGGUGUGAGCCCUGCACCAUUCCCAGCCCAUCCCACUGCUCCAGCCAGGGUUAAUCCCAGGAGCCAGGCACAAUCCCCUCAGGGUUAGGAUGGUGGCUGGGCCUGUCCCUGGAGCCCCCCAGAGUGGCCUCAUGGAUCCCCUGGAGGAGCUGGGCUGGGGAUGUGAAACCUCUGCAUUACUGGGUGAUGGAAAUAACACACAGCACACCUUGGGAUGGAGGAACAUCCCUGUGGAUAAUCACAUCCCUGCUCCAAGUGAUGCCACACACAACUGGCUGAGGGCUCCAUGGCACGGGGGUCACCAUGUGUGUGCCCACCCCUUGCAUGCACAUUUUUACACACAUUUAUUUGUUUGGGAGAGGUUUUUUUAAACAAAAAUAAAAGACAAAAAGACACAAAAGAAACAGAACAGCAUCAAAACACUUUUAAAUUUGAUCAAAGCCUCUAAUUUGCAUUUUGCAUUGAGCCAUUUCCCGUGGCUGGGCAGCCUGGCAGUGGCACCAGCUCUGUCCCACGCUGGAUGCAGCAGGGACAGCCCUGGGGGAGCAGCAGGCUCAGAGCUGGUCCCUCUGCACCAUAUGUGCUGCAAGGGAGCCCUCGGGCUAACUCAGAGAUUUAGGAGAGGAAUUGCAGCUCUGAGGGGCCUCCUGCUCUGGUUUCUCCUGGCUGUCUCCAUUCCUCCCCUCCGAACCUCACCACACUCCACGUGACAGAAUUCCCUGUUUCUCCUGGACUGGGCAUUAUUCAGGUUAAAAUCAUCACCUGGGGAUGGCUGGCGAGGAUGGACUGGCUGCACAGAGACUCAGAUGGCCUCAGGGCUGUGCUCCAGGGAGAUUUUUCCUUUUUCAAGAUGUUCUGGGAAGAAGCAGCCCCCAGGGCUCACGGACACUGUUGCAGCCCGGCUGGGUGUUUUACUUCCAACCACGAGGGCUUUUAAUUCCACAGGAAACCUUUUGAAGUACAAGUCAGUCUUUGCAAAUGAGUAUCUUUGACUUUCUUGGGGGGGGUUUCUCUUUGGGGUGGGGAGGGCUGGGGUUGGUUUCCUACGUGUUGAAUAUUCCGGGCUUGGUCCCUGUGGCCCAGCACAUCCCGGAGGGAUGCAGCCACUCAGGCCAUGCCCCCAUGUACAGUUCUCACUGGGGUUUGUUCCCAUGCCUUGAGCCCUUCUCUUCCCAUUUUUCGUGAUUUCUCCUACCAGCCUUCCUUUCCUCCUUUUUUUCCUUGUUUCUUUCCCUUGUAGCUUGGAAAUUCAGCAAAUGGUUGGCUUUCACUAACCCUCACCUGGUGAUCUGUUGUACAGGACUUUGGGAAUCUCGGAUUUGGGGAGGGAAAAAGUCAAAAAAUAAAAAAAAAAAAUAAAUUA
This is a messenger RNA of Motacilla alba alba, 2911 nucleotides long. It is a transcript of the gene FAM163B, whose product is annotated as family with sequence similarity 163 member B. The record is from RefSeq and is a predicted model, not a curated record. The transcript has 3 exons. The coding region runs from base 430 to 1026 and encodes 198 amino acids. NCBI's taxonomy places the organism in Eukaryota, Metazoa, Chordata, Aves, Passeriformes, Motacillidae.